CCUAGGCUUGUGAAGGUUUAAUCAGGCUCGUGGUCAGGCAGGCAAAAGUGGGUACACAGAUCAGCACAGUGAUAAUGACAACGGCACAGACAGGGAGUGAGCAAAGGCAGGCGAGAUCCAGACUGGGUUCCAUACACAAGGCAGAGUCAAAAGGCACCGACUGAGAGCAGGACACGGUCAAAACAAGAAACAGGGUCGAUACACAAAGGACUUAGAGUAGAGACGCAAACAUGAACUAACAAUCUGGCAAAGUAGGUGGUAAGUGCAGGAGUAUAAGUUACCAACCAAUGACUAAUGGAGUGUAGGUGGUGAAAUCGCAUGACUGGCAGAACAGGCUGGAACUAAGCAGAACAGAACAAAACCGGAAAUGAUACCAAAAUAAAACAGGAAAUGGUGACACAUGGCUAGGUAAGUAAAGACAGACAGGAAACAAGACAGGAAAUACCAAAAUAAGACCAGAAACCAAGCACAACACAAGAUCAAAGUGCUGGAUCUCUGACACUACUGCACAGAUGACUGGCAUCAGGUUCUUUUCUUUCUCACUGUGCUCACAGUUGGUGGAGAAGUGUUUUCUUGACAAAAUAAUAAACUGAAUGUGGUCCCUUUGAGCUGUGACGUCAGCUCAAACGGUCUCCUUAAAUGUGUCUGCUGAGACAAAUAGCAGAGUUCUGUCUGUUCUGUAUGAGUGUAGUGAUGAAAACGUUUGGACCGACGUCUUGCCGGGCUGUUUUCAUCUCUCUUUUAAUGAGCUUUGUGGUAUGUCACCCUUCAGCACGGCUCCAAUCCUCUCAGACCAUAAUCUGGAUCAGAUGCGGUGCCUCGUCAGCAUUUCUAACAAUAUCUCAUGUGGUUCCGUUCCAUUGUCAUUGUGUUGCUGCUUUACCAGGUGUGGGCUCAGCUUCUGUCUCCACGCUCAGUCAGUGUGGAUACGUCCGGCUCCAGCACCGCGAUGGGGAGAGCCACGUUCCUGGUGUGGGUUCUACUGACGGCCCGUUUCCUGCCUGCCUGUGCUGACUUUGUGGCCUCCGAUGAGCACGGAGACGUUGGACACGACGAUGACGUUCACCCCAACAUCCUCACAGAGACGAGCGCUGACGGGUUUGAUGUGAACGUCCACACCAGCAUGGACACGCGCCCUGAAACCAGGUGGGACGGGCCGGACUCACUACGGAACCAGGACGACUACGAGGACGCCGACUGGCAUCCUCCCCCGUCGCCGCUGCAGCCGCUGCCGAGGCGGCCCGGUUCUGACGCUGCCAACCAGACGGGUCCAAGCGCUCAGUGUGGAGAGCACAGCUUCCAGCUGACGGCCGGCAGCCGCUGCCGCCUGGAGGCGACGCUGCCGCCGGCAGGAACCUCACCACAACGCUGCCCGGACGUUUUCCGCUGUGCAGACGACGUGUCCUUCUGGCACCACGAGACCCGGGCCCGGAAGGAGCAGCUGGAGCAGCUGAAGGAGACCACGUCAGAGCUGCAGGAGGAGCUGAGGAGCCACCGGCACCGCGUCCAGGGCCUGGAGCUGCAGGGUGAACAGCGUGACGUGGACAACUGCGGCCAGAAGCUGCGCUCUCUAGAGCUGCGUCACGCCGAGGCCGACACGCUGCUGCGCGUGCACGCGGCUCUGCUCCACGAGCUGCAGGCGCAGCUGUCGGCGGCUGUGCGGCACGUGGGCCGCGACGUGGGCCGCGCGCCCCCGCUCAGCAUCCGGAACACGCCGCCUCCAGACGGACGCCACCUUCCGUUCUGCCCGUCGGACUGUGCGUCUCUGUACCACAGUGGCGUUCGGCGCUCCGGUGUUUACGCCGUCGUCCUGUCGCCAGGUUCCUCGCUGUCCGUCUACUGCGACAUGGAGACAGACGGUGGAGGCUGGACUGUGCUUCAGCGCCGGCGCGACGGCUCUGUGAGCUUCAACCGUGGCUGGGCCGAGUACCGCGCUGGCUUUGGUGAAGCACGAGGAGAACACUGGCUGGGAAACCAAGCCAUCUACCUGCUGUCCAACCAGGCCCAGACCAGCCUCCGCAUAGACCUGCAGGACUGGAGCCACACCCACAGACACGCCCUGUUCCACAGCUUCAGGACUGACAGUGAGGAGAACCAGUACCGCCUCCACGUGUCUGGUUUCAGCGGCACUGUGGAAGAUUCCUUUGGCUGGUACCACGACCUGCAGGGCUUCAGCACGCCGGACACGGGCAACAUCUGCGCUGAGAUCAGCCACUCCGGCUGGUGGUUCCACCAGUGCUUCCAGGCCAACCUCAACGGCGUCUACUACAAGGGGGGGCGCUACUCUCUGAAAGCUCACAACCUCCUGGGCCCGGAUGGCAUCGUGUGGUUCUCCUGGAAGAAGUCAGACUUCUACUCUCUGAAGGCAGUCACCAUGAUGGUGCGACCGCGCAGCUUCAGGCCACGUGUGUCACCAUAGGGAGACGCGGGUUUACCAGCAGCUGGAGAGCAGGUUCAUGAAGACGAGUGGGGCCAGCGGAGCGAACGUCUACUACCUGGCUCCACCUGCAGGACCUCAGAUCAGCAUCAGAUGCUGCAACAUCUUCCCAUAACAUUUAUUAAUAGGAAAAUCUGGAGUUCAUCUCGAUUUGCAGCUUCUUCUUUACAGCUCUAAUGUGUAGUUAAACAAUGCAGUAUUUUCCCCCUUUAAACCAGUGACUACGUAUUCAUGCAGUAUUACUUAAUAGUAUGAGGUCCUCACAAACUUAAAGUUAUGUGUGUAAAUGUGGGCGACAUUCUGAGCAGUAGAACUGUUCCACUGUAUUUUAUCCAUAUCAGGGAGAACAUGAUGAGAUUUUAUCAUUUUUUUGUCCUAAUUAAAACAGUGAUAUCGUGUUUGUACAGAACACAGACAAAUGUAAUUACGCAUUUAUUAGAAUAGUUACAGGUAUAUUUGAUUCGCCAACCACUGAACUGAACUCUUCAGUAAAGCACCUGCACAGUUGUUACCCUUUACAAUGUGAGGUCAGUCUAUUUCUGCAGUGCUGCUAUUGUGUGGUUCCAUUAGUUUCCCCUCAGACUUUGGAGACAACUGACCCCAGAAGGUGUUGGUGUUUAUGUGGGGUGCUGCCUGGGGCGGGUGACAAACUGCCACCACAGAGGGGGGAGGUCACCCUCCUUACGGGCAGGAGGGAGGGCCUCAGUCUUGGGCCCAUCAGCCGGAGUCUCAGCCUGCAGCUGGGCGACCUGGAACCAGACAGUUGAGGCUCAGCACAAACAAUAGUAAUUAUAACACAUACAUGCACUGGUGCUGUGUGUUACAGGGUUGUGACACACAGCCUACCUCUUUGUCCCAGCUCUGCAUUCUCAGUUUCUUCCACUGCUCCCUCUUAGAGAAGUAGUCAGGGUACAUGGCCUUCUCUGAUGGGUGCCAGUAGUCCAGCACCCACUCUGGCACCUACAGUUUCAAAAUAGAGCUCAGCAUAUUCAACAGUGUCAAAUAAGAUUAUUUUAAAAGUAUUUUUAAGGAAAAGUAUAAGACAAUAGAAACUAGUGACUCACCUUGUAGCACUCGUAUCUCUCAUAUGAAGUCCCUCCAGGAGAGUCAGGGAAGAUGUAAGGCUGUGGGUGCUGGUUGGCCCAGAAUUCCUCCUCUCCCGCCCUUAGCAUCUUGGUAGCCUUAACCAUGUCCUUCUCGUUCUUAUUCUCAUCGAAGCGAGCCCGCAGCAUGCAGGCGUAGAACCGAUACUUGUCUCUGUAACAGAAACGUUCCACAUCCGUUGGGUCAUACCCCACAAAACAUCACAGUACAAACAGCUCAUUACACUAACAGGCAUUUGAGUAAUUCAGACUGUGGUAACGUUUCCUAGUAAUCUUCUAAUUCUAAAGUAGUACAAGAAAAAAAAAGCCUUUAUUGGUCAUUAGCA
Betta splendens (Siamese fighting fish) is the source of this 3866-nucleotide messenger RNA. RefSeq names its product fibroleukin-like. The coding region runs from base 845 to 2419 and encodes 524 amino acids. The record is from RefSeq and is a predicted model, not a curated record. NCBI's taxonomy places the organism in Eukaryota, Metazoa, Chordata, Actinopteri, Anabantiformes, Osphronemidae. The transcript has 6 exons.